Molecule: messenger RNA, 1958 nt
Organism: Topomyia yanbarensis
Lineage: Eukaryota; Metazoa; Arthropoda; Insecta; Diptera; Culicidae
Product: probable cytochrome P450 9f2
Exons: 2
Coding region: 16-1641 (541 amino acids)
Molecular function (GO): monooxygenase activity; iron ion binding; oxidoreductase activity, acting on paired donors, with incorporation or reduction of molecular oxygen
Source: RefSeq, a predicted model, not a curated record
AGCAGAAUAACGACGAUGGAAGUGAGCUUGUUCACAGCAGUCGCCAUCGGUUCCGUCAUCUUACUGAUAUAUCACUAUGUUUCGAAAAAGUAUGAAUACUUUCUAUCGAAGCCGAUUCCGUGCAUCAAGCCAACGUUCUUCCUGGGAAGCAGUGGACCGGUAAUGUUCCAAACGAAAACUUUAAUGUCCUUCGUCCAAGAGCUGUAUAAUACCUACCCGGAGAGCAAGGUAGUUGGUUACUAUGAAGUAAUGAAACCGGUUUUUAUGUUGCGUGAUGCGAGCGUAAUUAAAAAAAUAACCACCAAAGAUUUCGACUUCUUUACGGAUCAUAUUCAGUCGUUUUUCAACGCAUCGUCCGACGGCGGGGUCAAUGAGGGGAACCUGUUCGGUAACUCGCUGUUUGCGCUACGUGGCCAAAAGUGGAGAGACAUGCGGUCGACGCUGAGUCCGGCGUUCACCGGGAGUAAGAUGCGCCAUAUGUUCGAACUGGUGGCCGAGUGUGCCCAGUCAAUGGUCGAUUUCUUCCGUUCGGAAGCGAAAGCUGGAAAAAGGUUGGAGUACGAAAUGAAGGAUGUGUUUUCACGAUUUGGCAAUGAUGUUAUAGCGACGGUUGCGUUCGGGAUAAAGGUGGAUUCUUUGAAGAAUCGUGAGAAUGAGUUCUACGUGAAAGGAAAACAGAUGCUUAAUUUUCAAUCGUUUAAAGUUCAUAUGAAGCUCCUGCUGUUGGAGUGCAUGCCUGGGUUGAUGCAAAAAUUGGGAAUAGACUUUUUUGAUACCAAUAUGACGGACUAUUUCAGGAACAUGGUUGUUGAUAAUAUGAAACAGCGAGAAGUACAUGGGAUCGUUCGCAAUGAUAUGAUCCAUUUGCUGAUGGAAGUUCGGAAAGGUGCAUUGAAACAUCUAGAAGACGAAGCGGAUCAGAAAGACGCAGGAUUUGCAACCGUUGAAGAGUCCAGUGUUGGUAAAACAACACACUCUCGAAUAUGGACCGAGAACGAAUUGAUCGCGCAAUGUUUCCUAUUUUUCCUAGCAGGAUUCGAUACCGUCUCUACCGCUAUGACCUUUUUAACCUAUGAGCUAACCGUCAACCCAGACGUUCAGAAUCGUUUGCACGAAGAAAUCGUCCAAACCGAUCAAUCUCUAAACGGCACCUCUCUAAGUUACGAAGUCCUUCAAAAAAUGGAAUAUAUGGAUAUGGUAGUUUCGGAAGCCCUUCGCAAAUGGCCGCCAGGAGUACUGACUGAUCGGAUUUGCACUAAAGACUACGAGUAUGACGACGGCGCUGGAACCCGCUUCGUCAUCGAGAAAAAUCAAACAAUCACAAUCCCUACGAUCGCUAUUCAUCAUGAUCCAAAGUACUAUCCGAAUCCGGAGAAAUUCGAUCCGGAACGAUUCAAUAAGAUAAACAGCUCGAAGAUCGAUGCCGGUGCCUAUAUACCCUUUGGAGCAGGUCCGAGAAGUUGCAUUGGUUCCCGGUUGGCACUGAUGGAGGUGAAACUAGUCGCCUACUAUCUACUGAAGGGCUUUAGUCUGGAGCCAACCGAGAAGACGCAAAUACCGCUGCAAUUAUCGAAAAAUCUGUUCGGAAUCGAAGCGGAAAAAGGCGUGUGGAUUGAAGUCAAACCGAGGAGGGAUGGAUGAGGUUAGAAAACAGAUUUCAGUGAUAAGAGCUUGAUUUGAAGGGGUUUGUGCAUUGUAAACGAACACUGACCGACACAAUUUGUUAUCUUGCUGAGCGUUGACGGAUUGAAACGUAGGCUUAGACAAACCUAUUGUUGUUUUCGGUAUAGCCAAGAUAAAAUUUCAACCGUUAUCGACAGAGGCAAUGAACAGCAAGAAGCGCGUUCAAGAUAGUAACUGAGCUUUUUUACAAGCCAUGGCAAUUUCGACUUGUUACAUGUUAGUGUACACAAGUUAAAAUUCAAUAAAAAAAACUAAUGCAAAUUAUUUGUCUACUU